Molecule: messenger RNA, 3786 nt
Organism: Patiria miniata (bat star)
Lineage: Eukaryota; Metazoa; Echinodermata; Asteroidea; Valvatida; Asterinidae
Product: aqualysin-1-like
Exons: 8
Coding region: 1759-2898 (379 amino acids)
Biological process (GO): proteolysis
Molecular function (GO): serine-type endopeptidase activity
Source: RefSeq, a predicted model, not a curated record
AGAUCGUGCUGCCACAAAACAUCUGUGGAGUUUUUCCGUCUGGCUUGCUGUCAUUUGGAAGAAGUCAAGAAAUGUAGGUGAUUUUCAAUGAUCAUUCAAUCAAACUUGUGUUUCUGAUCAAAAUGAAAAGUGAUUUCAUUGAUCAUUCAAUCAAACUUGUGUUUCGUGAUCAAAAGGUCGUGCAUAAUUUUUACUGUUUUCUCAAAAAGUGCAAUAUCCACUGAGCUGAAACUUCAACAGGUUAGGUUUUGAACAUUCUUCUUUGAAUUUUGAGUUGUGUUAUUAAUGGAAACAAUCAAAAUGCAUGCAAAGAAAAUGAUCCUACUUGUAUAUAUGUGCCUUUGAAGUCACAAAACAACAUUCAAAAGAUUGUUUUUAAAAACCAGGCUGUCCUUUCAGCUGUGAUAGGGGACAUGAUUCCCCCUCUAUCCCUAGACUGUCACCCAGGCCAAAUGUAUUGUUGUUUUUGACUUUGAAUGUACAUAGCGUCUACUAGAUAAAAUGUUUUGCUUAAUGUUUAAUCACACGUGAAAUGUAUUUAGAAGGAUUUUAAGCAUAAACCCGAACAGUUUGAAUCAGCUUAAGGGAUUGGCUUAAGUUGGCCUACAUUGUAAUUGCAACAAGAGGCAAAAGGAAGGCAUCCCGCCAAAUGUCAAACUUUCAGCGCAACAGAGUGUCGCCAUAAGAAUUCUUACCCAAGUUUUUUUGCUUUUACCCAACUCGGUCAUGAGUAUUUUAAUCUGACAUAGGGCCUACUUUUGCUGCAUAAAACUGAGUAUUAAAUACCAAAAUAUUGUGAGGUGGCUGGGUUAGAAGUCAAGCGUAUUACCUGAUGCCUACUCCACUUGGACAGAGCAGGCCAACGAGUGGUCUCUUGCUUGAGGGUAAGGUUCAUUACUAGGCCUAAUGGCUUUUUGAGGAGUUGUGUGAAACUUCUGCAGUCUCAUUAUAGUAUUGUGGUGGUAAUGUGAUCUCACAAUAGGAAAUGGGUCAAUGUAUCAGAGUUUAGUAUCAGUAAUUGCUAAAUUGGUAAUAUAAAAACAGAAAUAGAUAUAAAUUCCAGUUAUACAUCACAAUCAUUGUUUACUGAUACGGCUUCCUGCACUAUAUCUUACCGUAAUUAAAACAGUCUGAGAACAAAACAUGUUUUUAUCUUGUUUACAGUUAGGCCUAAACAAAGAUUGUGCAGAAAUGCUGAUGUGGAUGUUUUGAAACAGUUCUUGCUUCUGAGGUCUCGAAAGCAUGUGACUUCAUGAGAAACUAGCUUUUGGAGGAUUCAGAAUUGUUUUUGUAGCAAAAUGCUAAGCACCUGUAGGAUAAGGUUAGGCAGUAUCGGGCAAUUUGCGUAAUUGUUUUUUUUUUUAACGGAGAAGAUUGUAUGUUGUACUUAAAUGAUGCAUGUUGCAAAUGGUAAUUUGAAGUUUAACUUUUUUUGUUAAAUUAGUAAAUUUAAAGUUGAUUUAUUGGAAGCCAUUGAAAGUGAAUUGUGUUUCUUUUUGUUGAUCCCUUGUAAAUCGGAAGAAACACAUGUUGCAGUAGAUUAAUCAAUGAAUCAGUAAAUGCCCAAUGAUAAUUUAUUUAGGUAUCUAGGCCAAUAAUCAAACUUGUUUCCAUUAAUAUAACCAAAUGAUACGAUAUCUCAGAAUCAAACUUGUGCAAGGCAGUAUUGAAGUAAUGUCAAGUCUAUAAAAGAGCGGGUAUUUCUGGACCUAGUUUUGAGUUCGUCAUUUGUUGGUAGACCACGUUAAAGUCGGUACAAUGCAUACAUUGGUUCUUCUGUUGUUGGUUGGCGUAGCUGCAGCUGGAUUUGCUCCACUGCACAAAGUUAACGAGAGCGUCAAAGGACGUUACCUCAUCAAAUUCAAGGAUGAUUUGGACGUGGACACCAUUGUUGAUGACAUCCAGCGCCGUGUGCAGCAGCAGCGUUUGGGCCACGCCAAGAUCUCUCAUCGCUACUACCGAGUCGUGAAGGGCAUGGCUGCAGAGCUAUCAGAGGAAGCCCUGGAAUAUAUUCGAACAUUGGAUGAGGUUGAGUAUGUAACUGAGAACGCUCGGACACACGCAACAGCAACCUGGGGCCAGGACCGCAUCGAUCAGUUUGACCUACCACUAGACGGCUACUUCACAACGGACACGGCUUACAAUGAAGGAGCAGGGGUUGAAAUCUGGGUUGUAGAUACCGGUAUCCGGCCGACCCAUAAUGACUUUGGAAGUAGAGCGUCUGUCCAAUAUGAUGCUUACGGUGGAAAUGGUAUAGAUUGCCAUGGCCAUGGCACCCACUGCGCUGGUACUACAGGAGGUUCAUAUUAUGGAGUCGCCAAAAGAGCCACCAUCAAAGGCGUGAAAGUUUUAGGCAAUCCACCCUGCAGCAAAUAUGGUACUUCUGCUGAAAUGAUCGCUGGGUUGGACCACGUCGUUGCCAAUGCCAACCAACCAGCUCUUGUGUCAAUGUCCAUAACACUUGACGGCACCUCCACAUAUUUUGAUAAUGUAGUCAGAAAUGUGAUUUCUGCGGGUAUUUCGGUGGUCGUGGCUGCUGGUAAUGACAAUGUUGAUGCCUGUAACGUGUCUCCAUCUCGGAUUAGUGAGGUGGUUACAGUAGGGGCAACUGAUAGUACGGACAGCAGGGCUUACUAUUCCAACUGGGGGAAAUGCAUCGACAUCUUUGCCCCUGGGAGCAACAUCCCAAGCACCUACUACACAUCUGACAAUGCAGUCUACACAAUGUCUGGUACCUCCAUGGCCUGUCCACAUGUUGCAGGAAUGUGUGCUCUCUACUUGGCUCAAAAUCCAAACCUGACGCCUGCUCAGAUUCACAAUAGACUUGUGAACUCUGCAACUUGGGGUAAACUCUCAAACAUCGGAGCAGGCAGCCCAAAUCUUCUUGCUUAUAUUUAGAUGUAGUAAUACCUAAUCAUGGUGUUAUUGAAGGUGAACAAGACAAUGUUAGCUUCAGUUUUAGAGGAAGCAAUCCAGAAAUUCAUUCAUGUUUGACCUGUCACUGCAUUGGCACUACUUUGACAUGGUAAUUUCACAGCAGUUCUUUGUAGUUAUCUAUCGUUAGGAUGGUCCAUGGAAUGUGAAUCUAUAAUGCAGUUAAUUUAAUUGUUCCUACUAAAAAUAAGUUGACUUCAACUUUUCUUGACAUCAGCAUUAAUAUGAAAACUGAUUGGAAUUUAUUAACAAAUAAAAACCUGAAUAUUAAAACUCACGAGAAUUCAAGUUUUGUAUUCAUAGAGGGCACUUGUCAAUUCUGAUGGAUUAUUUUCCUUGGGUUUAUGGACACGAAAUAAUUCAAAGUAAUGAACUACUUGGCUAGAGAUGACAAUGCCGUCACUUGAAAAGAAAUAAAAAUUCAAAAAGAUUUUGCCACAAAGAACAGCAACAGAUACUUUAACAAACACUUUUGAGAGUCAAUUAUUAUGUAUUAAUUAAAAUCAGCAUGCCAAUAUUAACCUAACAAAUCAAUGUUCCCCGGAAAACUAACAUAUUUUUCUCUACUUAUUGUGUGAAUAAAGGACUAAGAAAUUAUACCACUGCAAUUGAAUGUUUCUCUCAUGUUUGUUUUAUUACUUUCAUGAUUGACAUGUAUUCUCACAGAAAUAUGGUAAAAGAAAUCCAUUCGCAAUAAGAUUUUUAAAAUGUUAUUUGAAAUGUUGCUCAAUGACCACUUGAACCAUAUAAAUGUAGAUGCAAACGAGUGCACGGAUAACAAGAUAUUUGCAUUUAUAUACAUUCAACUUGGCAUAUAACCUCUUGCAGUUUUGGAAGUACUGUCAUAUAACA